This is a messenger RNA of Physella acuta, 1098 nucleotides long. RefSeq lists its product as uncharacterized. Gene Ontology annotation, molecular function: G protein-coupled receptor activity. Gene Ontology annotation, cellular component: membrane. The record is from RefSeq and is a predicted model, not a curated record. NCBI's taxonomy places the organism in Eukaryota, Metazoa, Mollusca, Gastropoda, Physidae. Gene Ontology annotation, biological process: G protein-coupled receptor signaling pathway.
AUGACUUUUUGGGGACCAGGACUUUGUGAGAACCAGGACUUUGUCUUGGGAGGACCAGGACUUUGUGAGGAACAGGACUUUAAUCAGCUGGAAGUGCAUCAUCUGGCACUCAAGCUGUUUCAGCUGCAUCAUCUGGCACUCAAGCUGUUUCAGCUGCAUCAUCUAGCACUCAAGCUGCACCUCAAGCAAGCAGCAUCCGCCCCGCCACUCCGCAGACUACAAGACAAUUACUUCGGUCUCUUGGAUCCCAGAGUCCCAGGACGCCUGCCACGUUUAGAAGAUUGUUUGCUAGUCCUUCAGAACUGGGAGCUCAUUUUAUCGAAGAUCCACAUCGGCGGUCUGAUCUUUGUUUUCUUCACGCUGGUCGCUGCCAACGCUCAGUACAUCUUCACAGCUCAGAUGCAGUCAAAAAAUGGAGACCUACGGUGUACUCAGUACUACGGGGAGAACAAGAGCAUGCAGCACGCUGUCCGCUGGUUGGACGCCCUCUUCCUAGCCAUCCUGCCCGCCAUACUGCUCAUAGUGAUGAACACGCUCAUCAUCUUAGGGAUACGUAGGUCAGCUAGAGUCCAGCGCGAGCUAACGAACAAGGCCAACCAAGUGGCGGAGACCAUGCGACAACAACGACAGAUCACCAUCAUGCUCGUCAUCGUCUGCAUCGCCUUCGUCCUCCUCAUGACACCCAACGCCCUCUUCUACGCCGCCAACUACUACUGGCAGUACGAGGAGCAUACCAACUCGCACGCGCAGUACGUCUUCACGGAACAACUCAUCUUCUUCCUCAGCGACUCUACCCACGCCAUCAACUUCUAUCUGUACUUCUUCAGCACCAGACGGUUCCGAAAGCGUUGUCUGGAGACGGUCUUCUACUGCUGCCUGAAGCGGAGACGCACUCGGCGGUUUCGAGGCUCGACUAUAUCCGGCAUCUCCAAGACGUUCCGGCUCAGUGUCACUGAUGUCACUUCGGUGCCGGCAAGUGCCGUGCAGCUGAAUAAUUUCUCAUCGUCGUCUUCAUCGUCGUCGAAUCAUCUGCUGGUAGGGAACGGUGAGGGGCGUGUCAGCAAGUUCAGGGGCGGACAACGGGAGGGCAGUCUUUAA